UUCGUACCGGCUGUGUGACUUUAUGUAAUCUUAUCUGAGUUGUUCAAUAUCUACGCACACCUACUGGUAUUCGGAUAAACAUUUGUAGAGAUGCUGAUGUGGUAUUGAAAAGAGGGUUAGUUUCACUUGACUAGACAUUGUGAAAAUAUUAAGGAGGGGUUUUGUGUUAGUGGAAGACUUUAUUGGUACAUUAUUGAUCAAGUCAGCAAUAGCUCUGGGUUUAUAUUUAAAAGGAAGAUGGGGAGAGAAAUGCAGGACUCACGUGACAAAUGGAGGUAUGCCAUUCUCCUCAGUCAGUUUACAUUUAGCUGUAUCGAUGUCUCAAUCUCCAAAUCAUUCGGAGUUCUGAUUCCUGUCAUGGUAGUGGUUCUUCAAACCGAUGUACAAGCGUUGGGUUUCGUGUGCAGUCUCCCGUCAUCUCUCAUAUAUCUGGCAAGUCCCAUCGUUGCCUAUACCUUGGAUAAGGGUUGGAUGUCACCACGGAUGUGCGCUCUGCUCGGUGCAAUCUUCUCAUCUGCUUGUCUUGUGACCGGUGGGAUGAUCUCAUCCAUUCCAGCACUUUCCUUGAGUCUUGCAAUCACAGGCACUGGGUUGUCUAUGGGUUACCUGUCGUCGAAAAUAAUGCUGAACGAAUAUUUCAUAGAGAGUUACGUUCUGGCUGCUGGAAUCGCCAACAUGGGGAACACCGCUGGCGCCCUUAUCGCACCUUACAUUGUGGAGAGAGCUCUUAGCGCAUAUGGCUACGUCGGAGCUAUGGUCAUUCUAGGCGGUCUUAGUUUGCACGCCAUUCCAGCGAGCGUUGCCUUGAGAAAUCGCACAGAUGGUAUAGAAGAGAAUAGAAAUAAGGAGGUAGGGAAGAUGCCUACAGUGAUUCCGGAAGAAAAAAUGCCAUCUCUAAGUUCUUCCUUGAAGUCAAGAAAGCGGACGCACUCUUAUCGUAGACUCAUCGAAGAUGGAGACGACCGACAUCUAAUUCCUGAAGCGGACCUUGAAAAUAGUCACGAUACAACCAGAGACAAAUUCAGAUCAUGGCUUCAGAGUUGCAUUUGUAUAAAAGAACCUCUCAUGUGCGUUUCUUCUCCUUCUAUUUUCUUGACCAUGUAUGGACUGACUACUUGGAUUCUCUUCUUGGUGCCGAGGGCUGAAUGGCACGGUAUCCCAGGCUCAAAGGCGGUGAUAUUAUCAACUCUUGCCGGUGCAGGGGGUAUCGUGGGACGGUUGGUUUACAUCGCGUUGAUCUACGCAGGUUGUAACGCCAUAGUCAUAUCGCUCGCCUUCAACCUCAUCACAGCAAUUACAUUUCUGCUUGAUCCACUUAUUAAUACCUUUCCCGAGAUGGGCGCUGUGGCAUUUGCUCAAGGUUGGUGUAUCUUUACCUGUCUCAUUUCGACGUCUGCCUAUCCGAAGUAUGCUGUCGCUCCCGAAAACUUUACUUUCGCUGUUGGUCUUCAGGGUCUGUUGGCUGGAAUGGGAGGAAUGAUUGGCGGUUUCAUGUCUGGGUUCAUAAAAGAUGCCAGUCGGUCCUUCACUACCGUGUUUCUAGUUCUGGGAGGUGUAUUCGUCCUAAACACGAUAACUACAUCGAUGUUUUAUGCCGCCUAUCGCAGGAGAAUGACCGCGAACUCGUCGGAUGGAGAUUGAAAUUGAUAGCAACCGCACACGUUGUACAUCUUGAUUUGGGAAAUCAUGUGUUUUAUUUUUUCUGUUUUCAACUUGAGAUGAACAUUAAACUGAUAAUGAAUUAUCAUUGAUAAUAGCCUCCAGUUCGGGGAAAGGCAAUUUAGUAUACCAUAGGCGGGGGGAACGCGUCCACCUCUAAAUUUGAGAAUUUGAGGAGGGGGGACGCCCCCCCCCCUGAAUUUGUUGUUGAUGACCUUUUUUUUUUUUGCUUGUCAAUUUAU
This is a messenger RNA of Lytechinus variegatus (green sea urchin), 1901 nucleotides long. Its product is annotated as monocarboxylate transporter 4-like. Gene Ontology annotation, biological process: transmembrane transport. The record is from RefSeq and is a predicted model, not a curated record. Lineage: Eukaryota; Metazoa; Echinodermata; Echinoidea; Temnopleuroida; Toxopneustidae. The transcript has 5 exons. The coding region runs from base 238 to 1641 and encodes 467 amino acids. Gene Ontology annotation, molecular function: monocarboxylic acid transmembrane transporter activity.